GGGAAGCGGUGGUUUGCGACCUGCGUCUUGCGAACCGGGUGAUGGAUCCCAACCCGACCGAGGCGCGGCGAAGGCCGUCGCUGCCGUGGUGGCUGCCGCUGGUGCCGCUGCUGUGGUCGAGGGUGGCCCGGGGCGCGCUCCCUUUCGGCAGCAGUCCGCAUAGGGUCUUUCCCGAUGUCCUGUCGGAGCAGCAGUUGCUGGAGGCGGAGGACAUGACCCUGUCCCUGCUGCAGGACCGCGGGCCGGGGCCACUGUCGCUGCCGCCCGAUCUGCCGGACCUGCGUCCCGAGUGCCGGGAGCUGCUGCUCGACUUCGCCCACAGCAGCGCGGAGCUGACCCGGUGCGUGGUGCGCAGCGCCCGGCCCGUGCGCCUGUGCCAGACCUGCUACCCGCUCUUCCAACAGGUCGCCAGCAAGAUGGACAACAUCAGCCGAGCCGUGGGGAAUACCUCAGAGAGUCAGAGUUGUGCCAAAAGCCUCUUAAUGGCAGAUAGAAUGCAAAUAGUUGUGAUUCUCUCCGAGUUUUUUAAUACCACAUGGCAGGAAGCAAAUUGUGCAAAUUGUUUAACAAACAACAGUGAAAAUUUAUCAAACAGCACAGAACAUUUCCUCGCUCUGUUUAACGAGACCUUGACCUGCUUUGAACAUAAUCUUCAGGGGAGCUCACCAAAAAAUUACUCUGAAGUUUGCAAAAACUGUCAUGCAGCAUACAAAAGACUCAGUAGUUUGUAUAAUAAAAUGCAAAAAAUGAAUGACCUUGAGAAGAAGGCUGAACCUGGAACACAUUUGUGCAUUGAUGUAGAAGAUGCAAUGAAUAUUACUCGCAAACUCUGGAGCCGAACUUUCAACUGCUCGGUCCCUUGCAGUGAUACGGUGCCCGUCAUCGCUGUUUCUGUGUUCAUCCUCUUUCUACCUGUUGUCUUCUACCUUAGUAGCUUCCUACACUCAGAGCAAAAGAAACGCAAACUCAUUCUACCCAAACGUCUCAAGUCCAGUACCAGUUUUGCAAACAUUCAAGAAAAUUCAAACUGAAACCCACAAAAUGGAGAUUAACCUGGUAUCACACAGACAAGUGGUAGAAGAUUGAGCUUGGUCAGAAAGAAGAUGGCCUGGGAUCGAACAUACCAUGUGCUUCGGAAGUGCAAGACUUCAAAUUUAUCUCUAAGGAUGAAUGUUUCAAUUUUUGUUUCCCUUUCCCCCCACCUUAUAAGGCGUUAGACAUUUUAAACUUUUUGGGGUAGCAAUUUUGUGUAUUUUGAACUAUACUUGUUAUAAUGACAAAAGAUUUAAGAAGAACUUUGUUUUAUGUUGUUGGUAUAGUAUUAUUAUUUGAGACUUCUGAUACCAGCUUAUAGUUGUUGAAGGCUAACAUGUACAAAUUUAGUUAUAGCAAAGAAGUUGAAAAAAGAAAAUAUACUUGCCAAAUAGUAGUAGAUCCACAGAUUAAAAUGACUUCCUAUUGCAGUAUUACUGUUACGGAUAUAUGAAAUAUAUCAUGUAUUACAACAAUAUGUAAUGCACUCUCUAGUUUCCCUAAAGUCGUGUGUGUGUGUGUGUGUGUGUGUGUGUGUGCGUGUGCGUGCGUGCACGCGCAUGCACAUGCAUGCCAGUGCU
Molecule: messenger RNA, 1613 nt
Organism: Dipodomys ordii (Ord's kangaroo rat)
Lineage: Eukaryota; Metazoa; Chordata; Mammalia; Rodentia; Heteromyidae
Gene: Ostm1
Product: osteopetrosis associated transmembrane protein 1
Exons: 6
Coding region: 42-1031 (329 amino acids)
Biological process (GO): osteoclast differentiation
Cellular component (GO): cytosol
Source: RefSeq, a predicted model, not a curated record